Molecule: messenger RNA, 3064 nt
Organism: Pimephales promelas (fathead minnow)
Lineage: Eukaryota; Metazoa; Chordata; Actinopteri; Cypriniformes; Leuciscidae
Gene: pitpnc1b
Product: phosphatidylinositol transfer protein cytoplasmic 1b
Biological process (GO): phospholipid transport
Cellular component (GO): cytoplasm
Molecular function (GO): phosphatidylinositol transfer activity; phosphatidylinositol binding
Source: RefSeq, a predicted model, not a curated record
AACUGCAGUCUGUUUUCUUCUUUAACACAGACACAGAAGGAGAGAAGUAGAGGAAGGAAGCUUCGGUGGUUUUGCGCUUAUCUCUGCAAUAUCACAUUAAACCAUAAAUUAAAAACAGGACGGAAGAACUGCAUGCUAAAGGAGUGAGUACAUUCAUGACACAGAGAGCCAGGAAAGAGGGACACUGAAAGAACAAUAAAAUAAACACGGCGGAUACACAUUGGCAGAGUUUACAGGACCAGCUCUGACAUUAAGUGAGAGAGGAAGAGGGGUGCAACAUUGCUUUACGGAAACCGCUUGACAGUUUCAUAUAUACGCUGACAGUCUAACAGACGCUUGAGAGAAACAGAAAGAGAAAGAGAGAUAAAAGGAUAAAACAAGCCUAAUUUCAACCAAACCAUGUUGAUAAAAGAAUACCGGAUAUGCAUGCCGCUCACUGUCGAUGAGUACAAGAUCGGGCAGUUAUACAUGAUCAGCAAGCACAGCAGAGAGCAGAGCGGAGGAGGUGAAGGGGUGGAGGUCGUCCGUAAUGAACCUUGCACAGACCACAAACAUGGAGCCGGUCAGAUCACAGAGAAACGCAUCUACCUCAACAGCAAACUGCCAACCUGGAUGAGAAAGUUUGUUCCCAUGGCUUUUUAUAUAACAGAAACUGCCUGGAACUUCUACCCUUACACCAUAACAGAGUACUCGUGUUCCUUCCUACCGAGGUUCCAUGUCAGGAUCGAGACGCACUUUGAGAAUGACAACGGUUGCAGUGAAAAUGUGUUUGGUGAUGACCCAACUCCAAAGGACACGAUCUGCUUUUUGGAUAUUUUGAACGAUCCAAUCCCUGAAAAGCAUUACAAGUCGUCGGAGGAUCUGAGACACUGGGUGUCAAAGCAAACAGGCCGGGGACCCCUAGUGGAUGACUGGAGGAACUCCACGACACCCAUCAUGUGCUCCUACAAAAGAGUCACCUGUAGCUUUGAGGUCUACGGUUUCCAGGGAAGAACAGAGGAAUUCAUUCACAAGAACAUUCGUGACAUUCUGUUGGUGGGACACAGACAGGCGGUGGCAUGGAUUGACGAGUGGCAUGGAAUGACGAUCGAGCAGGUGAGAGAGUACGAGAAAAAACAGCAGGAGGAAACAAACUGCCAACUCAAGAGCGACAUUACCUCGCCAGACUCUGCUCCUCCAAAGCGACCCAGCUACACUCGCUCCAUCUCUGUUACGGAUGAAUCGUCACUGAAAAAGAUGGGGGUAAAGACUGAAGACAUGCCAGACUCUUCAUCCAGCCCUUCCUCCAUCAAAAGUCCCUUGAGAUUAAACUCUACCCCGGAAUAAUACCCACAAGAACCACACCAGUACCACUUCUUUAAACAUUCGCCAAAAUUCUCUCAACUUGGACUUUCUCUUCUAACCAAAACUGAUAGAAAGACAUUCCACAUUGUCACGCUCUGCUUUCCAUUCCUUGUAUGCUUGUGUUCAUGCAGAGGUCGACAUUAACAAAACAUCUUACUAAAGAUUUGAGAUACUAUGUAAAAGACUCUGGCUCUCAAUGGAGUGAAAUGCCUUAAUUCACUUUUCUCAUGGACAAGCCAACAUCACCAAAAUGGAUUCAACAAACACUGUGUUCCACUGCCAAAAGAACAAGGAGACAACAGACCCACCUGUGCACAGGAUGGAUAUGAAAAGCCUCUAUUGACAUAAUGAUGAAAUCAGUCGACCGGUUCAGUAAAACCCAUUGGAUUCUGGUGAUUGUGAGCAACUAGACGAAAUUUCUAGUGGGUUACGGCUUAUUGAGACUAACCUUUGACCCUAUGUCAAUACAUUGAAGCAACGCAAUUGAUUGUUUAGUCGCGCAGCACAUUGUAAGAACUUUAUCAAUAGUACUUUUGGUGAGAAGAUUGAAGACUACAAUGGACUGAACAUUAUCCGUUACUUGACACUUAUCACACCGUUCAUCAUUCAUGCCACUGGUGAUAUUCUGUGUUUGUCUCUGGUUAUUCAUAAUUAAAGGGGACCUAUUAUGCAAAUGGUGUUUGAACAUAAAUAUGUAUAGGAAGUGUGUGUGUAGGCCAAACACCCUAUAAUGGUAAAAAUCCAUCCCCUCCCUUAUUAACAGCAUUUAUAGCAGUAGGUACUGUAUAUUACGCUGUUUUCACUGUAAUACACGGAUCUAAUAUACACAUGAUUUCUUUACUGGCUGUUUACGUUCAUUUUAUGUGACAUAACCUUGUGACAAAUGCUGAUAAACCUUGAGAGUUUAGGCACAAUAGAGACUUUAAUUUAAUACUCACACGGUGCACCAUUUGACAGCCAGCUUUCUGUGUGUGUGCUUCGGAUGUGUGCACUUAAAAAAAUAUCAGAAGUUUAGAACGAUAUGGGUUUAAAACACAUGCACAUCACAUUGAUGUGACCGCGAUUAAGAUGAUAAUCAAAAACAUAUGUUGUAGUUUUUGGCAGAAUAGGCCUAUUCGAUGCUCUCGUCCUCCCACUGAGAGCAGGGCGGGGAGCAGCAGCUCAUUUGCAUUUAAAGAUGCAUGAAAACAGCUUGUUUUUCCUUCCGCUCAAAAAUGCAUUUACAACAUGGAAUAAAUAAUAUGUGGGGUAUUUUGAGCUGAAACUUCACAGACACAUUCUGGGGACACCUUAGACUUAUAUUACAUCUUGUAAGAAGGGGCAUAAUAGUUUCUGCCAUUGGUUGAACAAACAAGUAGCCCCACCCUAAACUCAAAUCAUUGGUAAAUCCAAGUAUGUCAAGCAGCUCAAAUUAAUGGAUGAAUGUUGAAAGGGUCACAUCAUCACAUUUCUUUAAAUAAUACAAUUACUAAAGGAAGCAUGAUACAUCUAUGCCACACUAGUUACUGGCCAAGAUUAGAGUUUUUUUUGUUUGUUUUUUUACUUAUCAGUAUCUAAAGAUAUUGGAUCUCAUUAAUUUGAUCUAUUUUCCAUUCAGGUCAUCUCUGCCAUCAUCUAAUAGGCUACUCACUUAAACUUCUUUAAAAACUUUAAAAACAAACAAUUUUAGUAAACUAACUUAGCAAAUUGCAAAUCUGUAACUUUGGCAAAAGUAUCUUAU